AUGGCCAACUGCUCAACAACGCUUCCCGCCUCUUGGUAUACCAGCAAGGCCGUAUACAGCUUAGAGAGGCGGGCUGUAUUCCUCAAGUCAUGGAUGCUGCUUGGUGCAGUCACCCGAUGGCCGGAGGUAGGAAGAGACUACUCCUAUGAACUGGCACAGAUCAAGUUCCUCGUUCGGCGCGAUUCUGCCGAUCCGAAAAGUCUCAGGGUCUUUUCAGACCCCGAGGGCCAAGAGAUGCGCAGCCACUUGACACCGACAGGGUUAUUGUUCAUGACCCUUUCCGACGAAACCGUCAGCUUCGAGGAAUACUUCCCGGGUCUGGAGGACUUGAUAGCACACGUCGACUUUACAAAGUUUCAAGUCAGGAGAACACUCAAAUAUCCCGGCAACUACAACUGGAAGGCCAUGGUCGAUGGAUUUCAGGAAUGUCUCCACUGUCCCUACGCACAUCCGGCGUUUUCCAAGGCGUACGCGCCAACUACCUACGAGAUUCGGAACAAACAUAACUACUCGCAGCACUUUGUCGAGACAGACCGGCCAGAUGAUGGCUUGUUCCUCUACUUCUUCCCCAACUCCACGCUGAAUCUGUAUGCCGGCGGCAUGUCAUCGUUCCGCGCCUGCCCGUCCGAGGACCCUGCCCAGACGACAAUGCUGUUCGACUAUUACCAUUGCGAACCCGAUGGUUCUGAAGAGUUUGAGAACUAUUUCAAGUUCGCGCGCACAGUUGGACUCGAGGACCAUGACCUUUGUGAGAAGACGCAGGCGAACCUUGGAGCCGGCAUUUACACAGAGGGCGUUCUCAACCCAGACAAGGAAAAUGGAGUUGCGUAUUACCAAGGCCGAGUUCUGGAAAUGUGUUCCGCUCAGUUCCGGGAGGAAACAGUCGGGGCCUAA
Molecule: messenger RNA, 894 nt
Organism: Ilyonectria robusta
Lineage: Eukaryota; Fungi; Ascomycota; Sordariomycetes; Hypocreales; Nectriaceae
Exons: 4
Coding region: 1-894 (297 amino acids)
Molecular function (GO): iron ion binding; 2 iron, 2 sulfur cluster binding
Source: RefSeq, a predicted model, not a curated record